AUGACUGCAUUCAAACAACUUUUCGUGGCCGCUUUGACUCUAACAAUCUUCGCUUCAUCUGACGCAUCCCCAAUUUUCGAUGUUAACGCAAUCCAAGCCGGAAACAAGUGCAGCAUAAAACAAACCGCCUACGGAGGCCCUGCCUACAGCACCGCCAUAGGUGGCACCGGCGUCUAUAACACCGGCUUCAACUUUGGAAACGGCUGGGGUGGUGAUGCCUUUAGUAAGGCCCGGGGUGGUGACGCCAAAAACGAAGCUCAAUGUUGCUUUGUCAAUGGAAAUUGGGUUUGGAUUAUUGGGUCCAAGUGUGAUAACUGA
Molecule: messenger RNA, 318 nt
Organism: Ambispora gerdemannii
Lineage: Eukaryota; Fungi; Glomeromycota; Glomeromycetes; Archaeosporales; Ambisporaceae
Source: the annotation of a GenBank genome assembly